Messenger RNA from Betta splendens (Siamese fighting fish), 2230 nucleotides. RefSeq lists its product as uncharacterized. NCBI's taxonomy places the organism in Eukaryota, Metazoa, Chordata, Actinopteri, Anabantiformes, Osphronemidae. The record is from RefSeq and is a predicted model, not a curated record. The transcript has 6 exons. Gene Ontology annotation, cellular component: external side of plasma membrane. Gene Ontology annotation, biological process: negative regulation of T cell proliferation; T cell costimulation; positive regulation of T cell proliferation. Bases 195 to 803 code for a protein of 202 amino acids.
CUUUCACUUUGCAGUACUGUAUGUACACUUGAUUUUUAGCUUUAGCUGCAGGAGUGAGAACAUUGUUCAGACAGUGUGACAGUCAAUAAAGUCAUAAUAAAGAAACAAUUAUUAAAAUAAAGUGGAGAAACUAGCAACUCAAGGCAUCUACAAAAACGUAUUUUCAUCCACAGUGAUAAUACAAUCACAGCCAGAUGGUUUGGAUACUUCUCUUCGUCCUGAUUUCAUCUGAUUGUGGAACGUUUGGAGCAGUCUUGACUUCAAACCUCUACCAGACAGAAGAGCAGAGCAACAUAACCUUAAGAUGGGACAGUCAGAAGAAAACAGACUUGUCUCAGGCAAACCUAAUUUGUGUUUUUGCGUCAAAUUCCCUUAAGAUUAUACAUGAACUGAAAACAGGCGUUGAGUUGUCAGAUUCUCAGCAUCAGCAGUUUUCAGGACGGGUCCAUUUGGACAAAGAUGCUCUGAGACAAGGACAAAUCAGGCUUCAUGUGUCCACAGUCACAGCUAAUGACUCUGGGAAGUAUAGGUGUGAUUUGGCUGCAAACUAUGAUGAGAACAAGAAGAAAUGGGAGAUAAUGACCAUUGUACGAUUUGUCCUGGAUGUUUCCCCGCAAACUGGAAAACAGGAAAUUAGUGGCAGUCCUGCAUCCUCAGUUACUGCAGGUACAAAACUGGACAAGCUACAGCAGAGAGAUGUUUGGAUCAAAGUAAUAGUUGUAACAGGCGCAUCCAUCCUAUUUCUGACUUUCUACCUGAAAAUAAGUAGUUGCGAGCUUUUCUCUUCUUUCCAGCGUUUGUGAUUCAUGAAGUCAACCUGUGUAUACAACCGUCACCUGUCCUCGUUUAUUCGCUUGCCUUGUCCUACCUGCACUGUCGCAGUGAGUAACCUGUUUUGACCCAGUCUGUCUGACCGCCGCUUUGCUUUGCCCUCUGUACCUACGCUAAUUGCCUUCCCGUGUAUCGACCUCUGCCUGUUGUGUGAUUUUGGAAACUGCAUAGAGCAUUAAACCGAUCGAUACUUACCUCCUGGUCUCUGAAGCUGUGCAUGUGGGUCCGUCAUAUUAAACUGAAGGACAUGCACGUUGAGCCCCCCCCCAUCUCAUGGAUCAUGGACUACCUCACCAACCGCCCUCAGUACAUCUGCCUGCAGAACUGUGUGUCUGACACCAUGGUCUGCAGCGCAGGAGCUCCACAGGGGACAGUCCUGUCUUCAUUCCUCUUCACCCUGUGGACCUCAGACUUCAGGUACAACUCAGAGUCCUGUCAUCUCCAGAGGUUCUCUGAUGACUCUGCUAUCGUAGAAUGUAUCCAGGGUGGAGUACCAGGGAGUGAUGGAAGCUUUGUGGACUGGUGUGGACAGAACCACCUCCAACUGAACAUCAGUAAAACUAAGGAGCUGGUGAUAGACUUUAGGAAAUCUGUGAGUGCUGUCACCCUUCUCACUAUUAAAAAUAAGGAGGUGGAGACCAAGUACAAAUAUCUUAGAGUGUACAUGGACAAACUAGACUGGAAAAAAACUCCUCAGCUGUGUACAAGAAGGCUCAGCGUAGGAUGUACUUCCUGAGGAGGCUCAGGUCCUUUAACGUCUGCAGCUUCAUGCUGAGGAUGUUAUGAGUCUGUGGUGGCCAGUGUUCUACGCUGUGGUCUGUGGGGCAGCAGCAUGAAUGUAGCAGACAGUAACAGACUGGACACACUGAUCAGGAGGGCUGGUUCUGUUCUGGGGGUGGAGCUGGACCCCCUACAUGCUGUAGCUGAGAGGAGGAUGCUGGUCCAACUCUUCUCUAUCCUAGACAACACCUCCACCCCCUACACAGUGUGGCUGGACAGAGGAGCACCUUCAGCCAGAGGCUGAUCAGUAUUAGGUGCUCCACUGAACGCCACCGGAGAUCCUUCCUACUGGUGCCAUCAGUCUGUACAACUCCUCCUCCUUCUGUAAGAGUUAAUUUUCAUCCAUGCAAUAACAUGUAUAAUUAAACUUUAGCUAGUAAUUAGACAAUAGUAAUUAGACUUAAUGUGAGUGUGUGUACAUGUGUUAGCAUUAUUAUUCUCAUAAUUUCUCUACCAAGAUUCACUUCAUGGACUCUCCCACUAGCCUAGGAGAUCUGGAUCCUAAACCAGGAAUGUGAAGUAAUAAAAGCAAAGCUUAUCAUUUGGACAUCAGAACUUUCAACUGUCAUGAAACUGAUGUCAUUGUAUUCUGUGAACAAAAUUAUAUUAUUUGAUAUUA